GUCCAUAGCUCUGUUAAAUUUUAAAAAAGCUCAAAAUAUAAUUUAAAAUUGAGCUAUUACCCAAAACAAAAACUAUUCUAUUUUGUAUUCUACAAUAGUUCAAAUGGAAGUAAUUUAAAACUCUAACGAAAUAAAAUAACAAUUUAUCUUCGAUUUAUUGAUAUUCUGAAUGCUGUUAAUAACAGUAACACUAGCUUUUAAAUUGAAGAGCAAUGUUAAAACAAUAAAAAAAUAAGUUCUAGUUUUAAAUUCAAAAAAUACUUACGUAAAUAAAAAAGUUAUGUCCGGCACCGCAGCUCGAAGCACCUACAAGCUCUUUGUGGGAAAUUUGCCCUGGACCAUAAGCAGCAAGGAGCUGCGUACGUACUUCUCCCGCUUCGGCCAUGUGGCUAACGCGGAGGUGGUCUUUGACAAGCAACUGGGCUUGUCCAAGUACUAUGGCUUCGUGAUAUUCAGCCAAAGAGACGCCUACAACAGUGCCAGCAACCAGAAUACACAUCUUCUCGAUGGACGUGUACUCAACGUCCAACGCGCCAACGAGAACGCAUAGCUUUAAGUGAAGUAACGCAUUGUUAUGAGAAAUAUACAAACAAUUUUAUUGUUUUUA
This is a messenger RNA of Drosophila mojavensis, 607 nucleotides long. RefSeq names its product SRA stem-loop-interacting RNA-binding protein, mitochondrial (gene SLIRP2). NCBI's taxonomy places the organism in Eukaryota, Metazoa, Arthropoda, Insecta, Diptera, Drosophilidae. Gene Ontology annotation, molecular function: mRNA binding. The transcript has a single exon. The coding region runs from base 281 to 550 and encodes 89 amino acids. The record is from RefSeq and is a predicted model, not a curated record.